GUUUUUGUCAAAAUAACGUCAGAUUUGACUUUUCGUAGCAGGUUAGUAGGUUAAGAAAAGGGUUUACUUAGGGUUAGUUUAAAUCCCCACGCACCAAAAAAAAUCUACCUUUGACGUUAAUUUGACAAAAACUGGAUCCCUUCUAUAACAUCCAUCCACCUGGUUCCCAUCGUUACCGGUAAGAAUGUAAACAAAAGGAAGAGGGAACAUGGCGGCACUGGAUGCAGCUCCCCUGCGGUGCGUUGCCUUUGGCAGCUGCCAGGAACGGAAGUUGUUUCCGACCCACUGUGCACCUAACCGGCUGGGCAAUAAGCUGUCACUUGAGGGAGCCCCACACCGUGGCCCCGGCUGCUAUGACAAUCAUGUUGGUACCAUUCUAUAUGAUGUACAGAAGAGACCUGAGAGUAAGAAAGGAUACACUCUUGCUGCAAGGACGUCUGCACGGUUUCUGCCCUGUGCUCAGACAAUCAGUCCUUCCCCUCAGAGGUAUCAGCAGGACAGAACCUGGUCUAAAGUAUACCCUCCUGGCAGAAUCCCCUUCAGCUCCACCACAAAGAGGUUCAGGACCAAGCCUGUUACAGCUGACUUCAAACCAGGCCCAGGGACAUAUGCUCAUGAUACUACUCUGAACCAGAAGGUGUCAUGGCCUAUGAAAUUUGGUUCCCCAGACUGGGGUAGACUGCCCACAUUAGAGAGGAAAGCCUUGAGGACAGAGCUGCUUUGUGAUAAGGAGUUUGUGAAGCAAAGAAGUCGGGUGGCAUAUCUACAGUUGUUCUACUCCUGACUCUUCUGGAGAUCAAUCUGAUGUAAGCAUAAAUAAAGUGAUUUUAUUUCUCAGCUUUAAUAUAGCCUCACAAUUGACCAAUAUCUCAAGGUAUACGAAGUGGGGAGUGAAGUUGCCUAAUUCUUGCCUCAUGUACGCUGAACAAAAAUCGAAAUGUAACCAACGUUAGGACGUGUUAUUUCUUACAUUAGUACCCCAGG
Oncorhynchus tshawytscha (Chinook salmon) is the source of this 984-nucleotide messenger RNA. RefSeq names its product protein pitchfork. Gene Ontology annotation, molecular function: cytoskeletal protein binding. The transcript has 6 exons. Gene Ontology annotation, cellular component: ciliary basal body. The coding region runs from base 209 to 784 and encodes 191 amino acids. Gene Ontology annotation, biological process: regulation of cell projection organization. Lineage: Eukaryota; Metazoa; Chordata; Actinopteri; Salmoniformes; Salmonidae. The record is from RefSeq and is a predicted model, not a curated record.